Caenorhabditis auriculariae is the source of this 4881-nucleotide messenger RNA. The record is from the annotation of a GenBank genome assembly. Lineage: Eukaryota; Metazoa; Nematoda; Chromadorea; Rhabditida; Rhabditidae.
AUGGUGGCCAAGUACCGGGACGUGCCAAAUCGUCUUCCCAUUGCUGAAAAUGAACCUUCCGGUUUUUUAUCUGGACUUUUUCAAUGGAAUUGCUGUUUUUUUAAAGACCCAUUUUGAUAAAAUUAGUUGUUUCUGAUAUUUUUUGAAUGUAGUUGACCAAAGGGGCUAUGUUUAUUUCAACGUUGAGCACUUGGAAUGGCUCAACUUCGCGCAAAUCGUUUUUGGUCGGGUGCUCCUUCAUGACAACCUACGCGUUGGUCCUUCCUAUGUGCGAAAAAUAUCAUUUUCAAAAGGAAAAAUUGGAAAAUUAUAGGAUUCUUCAGUCAGUUGCUAUUUUUUCCAGGUACGGAUCUGUUUGGAGAUGACCGGGAGGCGCUCAACGAUUUCGCCAAAUACUACAAUAAUUCUCAUUUAUCGGAUGUCAAUCUCAUUGUCGGAGAAGAGACGUGCGAAUUCAUUUCUUUCUCCGAAAAAAAUAUUUGUUUUUCAGGUACCCGGCACAUCGACUGAUUUUGGCGAAAAGUAGCGAGGUUUUCGACCGGAUGCUCAGUCAGAGGUGGAACGGGGAUAAGAAGGUGAUUUUAAGAGGGAAAAGGAAUGUAUGAUUUCCUAAAUGUUCUUCAAAAAAAGUGCUUCUAAAUAAUUGCUUAGCCUUUCCAACUUGGCUAACCAGUUACAAGAGCUUUGCAACUCAGUACAGACUACUUUGCAGUUUGAAACCAGAAAAAGGCUGAUUAGAAUCCCGAAAGAGGGUCAUUUGCAGCUUGGUUGCUAUUUUUGGCUGACACGGCGUUUUUUCGACGACGCCCACUUUUUCUCCGUAAAGUCUGGUGUGUCGUCUGCAUGCACUGCGUCGCUCUCGCGCGGAAAAUUGCGUUUUCCAGAGAAAUUUUGAUUCUUUUUAGAGACCUCUGGCAAUACUGCGGCCUGCGCCUUUAAUAUGCCCUGUCUUUUACGCUUUAAGAGCCGAAAUCUCUGCCGUUCCCAUGACGUCACGUGGUAACGGCGGAUAUUUUGGCUCCGCCUCCUUCAUUUUUGGUUUCACAUUUUCUUCCACUAUAGUCUGCUCAGAUUUUGAAUGUCAAGUAGAAUGACAUCAUUAAAAAAAAGUGCUCUGUGGAUGGCUCGCUCUCUGAUUGGUUUAUCGCACCAUUAGGGGCGGAGCUUGAGCGACGACUUGAUAUUCUAAAUCUGAACAGACUAUAACAAAAACGCCGUGUUUAAAAAUGGUUUUACAGAUGAUUUGCAAGCCUGCAAUUGAGCUGCAAACUAGUGCAUUUUUUGCUGAAAAGCUCUUGCAACUGGUUACCCGAAAAAGGUCUUAUUUGAAGAUUAAAAGGGCGUUUUGAAAGAGGUUUCAAAAACUGGUGGUCAAAAAAGUCUUUAAACAAGCCUUUUGUACUUUUUUGAGGAGAUUUUCGAAAAAAAAUUGUUUUUCCAGGACCUCGAAAUCGUAGAAGAUUCUCUGUGUCUCAAAGUUUUUCCGGCUUUUCUCCGAUUUCUAUAUUGUAACCACGUCGUUCUGCAUCACGACAAUUGCUUGCCGAUCCUGGUCCUGGCCGAUAAAUACAAUGUAACGACUCUGAAAAAGGUAUCAACGAGUUUGCUCCCUUGCGAAACAGGACAUUUGAAGGUCUGCGUGGAAUAUGCGACGACGGAAAUCCUCCCGAGCCUCCCCCUCAGCGAACUUUUCUCCGUUUGGUUCUCCUACGCCACCAAAGCUUACCAUCCGGUAAUAUUCUGUUCAACGUGAAAAUAAUGAACGAAAUGAAAUUGAGAUUUAGGGGAAAGGUUUUUUUUUAAUGGCAAUCAAAAUUGAGGUGGAUGAGGUUGAAAAAGAUGUCCACGUUCAAAUUUGAAGUUGCGUAAUGAUUUUUUUUUCCAAGAUUCGUUUUUUCAAAACAAAUUGCCAAUGUUUUCGUGUCAAAAAGAAAAUUUAGAAGUUUUGCGCGUGGUUUGUAAUGUUCUCUGUGAACACGUCGUUCAAAGAUUGCGGCCAAAACACAUCAUUACGAAUCCUCGAGAAAAAUAUUUUUGUGUUAUUUUUAUUUAUUUUUGCUUCAGUAUUCUUGCUGCUUUGGCCUCUAAAAAAAUGUUUUCUGGGUGGGAAAUCUUGCAAAAACAGAAACAACUCGCGGAAAAACUUUCUCUAGACUUGAUAACUUCAUGAAAUCAACCCGUGAAUUUUAAAACUCCCAGAAGGAUUUUCAAAAAGGCUUGAAUGAAAUUUGACUAGCAUCCAAUUUGAUUAUCAUGUCAUAUUUUCAUAACUUUUUUCUCAGAAGGUCAAAUAUUUUUGUAAAGAUAUUCGUCCAAAAAAUUGACGCGAUGAGAUUUUUUUUCCGUUUUGUUCGUAAUUUUGCGUUUUUCUCGUACUUUCGUGAAUUGGUUCUCUGAAAAGCUCGUGAAAAUAUUCAAUGAUCAACUUGAAUAAUGAAUUUUGCUUCAAACUUCAGUUCUAUUGCAAAAUAUUGUAAUUGUCCUUUUUUUCUAAUAAUCUGAAAAAAAAACCUCUCUCUCAAGUUUUUGACGUUAAAUUUGAAAGUUUAUGUGUUUUUUUCAAUUCAACUCUUUUGCAGUACCUCAUUCGUUCAUGUAUCAAGUCGAUUUCCGUCGAAUUCGAGUCUUUGUUGGCUGAGGACUGGGAAAAGCGAUGGCUCGAGUUGGAUCGAGACCAAAUGGUCGAAAUCCUACGGAGCAACCAGCUCGUAGUGAAAAGUUUGCUGGAAUUUCAUCUUUUCCUGAUUGAAAAUGAAAGUUUUCAGGCGAAUUCCAACUGUGGGAAGCUCUGGUUCGAUGGCUACAGGCGCCCAAUCAUCCGGAAAGGCGCGGGAGUACCGCCAGCCCGCUUCUUGCCCUCAUUUUGCCUUUGAUUAGGUAUGUGUAGAAUUUUUUUCAGCGUUAGUCUGUUAAGAAACAAUAUUGAAAUGUUAAAAGGCGCAAUCACUUUUUAUGACUUUGAAGCGUUGAAACAUGACACAAAACAUGGCUUCUCACCUUGAGUAUUCAUUUAAAAGUGUAUAAUGUGCCUUCAAAUAACAAAAAAAUGAUUUUCGGACAUGCUUUGUCUUUUAAGGAAGAAGAAUAAUCAUGAAAAAAACUGAAAAAAAUGUGUAAAAUAAUUUUUGAGUUGCGCGUGAGUUUGGUGUAACUUGGUGUAAUUUGACUUGGUGGUGUAUGAACAAACUAUCAUAAACCACGCGCAAAACUGAAAAAACAAAAAAUACCUUUUUUCUUCGAUUUACUGUCUAGGCUUGCAAGUUUCUUAUGUUUUUCUAAAAUUUAUUUUGGAAAUUUUUCAGAUUGGAAAUUAUAAUGAUUUUGCCAUCAAUGCAUUCAAUUGAAGGGAACUUUUUGCAUUUUUUCUAAUACUAACUUUUUUUCAAACAUUUCUUUCAGGUUCCCAUAUAUGACGGCCGAUGAACUAUCCCAAAUAGAACGAACUUCUCUCUCCGAAGCCCACGCGAAACUUUUCCAUCCUCAAAUUUUGUUGGCUUAUAAGUUCCAAGCUCUGUCCAUUUCCAGUCGUGUCAACUGCAAGUGAUUAUUUUCUUCUUUUCUCAAAGUAUGAAGGACAAUGUUUAGAGAAUUUACGAGUCGCCAGUUCUUCCUCCGGAACUACCUCGAAACGCGCUGGGACAAGCGUUUCUGCCUCUCGCGUCAACUUUUGUCCGUCGUCAACGUUGACCACACUUUCCAGGUUGCUUUUUCGAGAAUUGAUUCGGUUGCUUUUCCGUAAUUUCUUGGCUUCAAAGUCUGAACUUUUUUGGUACUUCGAUUUUAUAUAUUUCAAAUCAAGUUCAUUACCAUUUCUCCCUUUUUUUCAGAUUAUAAUAGGAGCAAGUUGGAUUUCAAGUUUUUGCCUGUUUUGACAGGGUUUUCUUGAGAAAUCUUGGGAUUUUUUGCUGUUCCAAUGAGUCUUUUCUCCUCAUUGUUUCGUUCCUAAUUUUCCUCUGGCUCCAUUAUACUCGACAAUAAUUCCGAUUUCAGUUCUUCACCCGCUCAUCGACAUAUCCGCUGACGAAUUGGAAAUGGACACUUAAGUUGACGGGCUAUUCGAACGUCUACUCGAGUGCCUCGAAUGUGGAUGUUCUUCGAGUUUUCCUGGUCGCCGAGGAUAUCGACCAAUCGAGGUAUGGAUAGGCUGAAAAUGGCUCGACGCGUUGCGGUUGCGGAGCGGCUCUGAUCCGCCCGACUCAAAGUGAAAAUAUUUGAACAACUGAGAAAAUUUUAGUGGCCCCUAUAAAGGCUCGCCAAGAAAAACUCGGAGAGGACAUUUAAGUGGCCACUAAACACACCUCUAUAGUGGUCACUAUUUUCCGUUUUAGUGGCCACUUCAGUAUUUUUACAUCCAGUAUUCCUUCCAGUAACACUGAUAAUUUCAAAACAAACAGAUUGGAUCGAUUAUGUUGAUCUAUUGACCCUAAAGUGGUCUAGUAGUAGCACUUAGACCUCUAUAGUGCCCACUAAUUCUUAACACCUCAAGUGGCCACUAAUUUGACUACUAUAGUGGCCACUAAAACUUCGAAACCCUAUAGUGACCACUCAAAUUUUUCCCACAAGCUCCUCUCACACACAACGCGGCUUUGAGCCAUUCCCAUUGCGACCAAAAUCUAUUAAUCCAAUUUUUCCAGAGCCGUCGAGUACAUGGUGCAAUUUGUGGACGAUAAAAAGGUUCUGCGAUCGAUUUGCGGCCGCAAAACUUUCACGAAAACGAGGUGUCGAUAAUUUUCCCAAAUUGAAUCGUUAUCGAUUUCUAGAUACUCCUGUGAGCUGGAAAUGGACGAGAAAAUCGAAUUCGGCGAACUUCUCAGUGGCGACUCGCCCUUGGUGAGGAAUGAUGAACUCACCAUGCAGCUUCUUUUGAAACCAAUUGAUUAG